Messenger RNA from Phascolarctos cinereus (koala), 3271 nucleotides. The record is from RefSeq and is a predicted model, not a curated record. NCBI's taxonomy places the organism in Eukaryota, Metazoa, Chordata, Mammalia, Diprotodontia, Phascolarctidae.
CACAGCGAGAGCUCAGAGGGCGCGGCGAAAGAAGGGGAGGGACCACGCCCCGCCCCCUCGCUCUCGUCAGUUGUGGGGGCGGGGCUCAGAGGGGGCGGGGCGGCUGUGUCAAUACAGCGGCUGUUGCAGUGGCGGUGGAGGGUCGCGUCCGCCCCGGAGCCUGCGCGCGUCCUCGCCGGGCCAUGGAGUGCGAUGAGCGAGACGGGCGGCGGCGCAAGGUGGAGGCCGGCCGGGCAAAGCUUGCUCAGUUCCAACAAAGAAAAACAAAAGGCGACAGUUCGAGUUCGAAGAAAAAGGCGUCGAAGAGGAAGAGCGCGGCUGUCCAUGCGGCUGUCACGGAGAAGGAGGAGGAGCAUGCGGUAGCGUCCCUGGACGGGGAGCUCCCUUCGGACCUGGAGCAGAGUGUGGAAAGCAGGGCGGGCAGUAGCUCCACGGAGGGGGGAGCUGGUGCCCUGGACGCCAAGGCUGAGAGGGAGCUUGCCAGUUUGGGAACACAGAAGAAGCCAAUUACUGAAUUAGCUGGACAGGAACAAAUAUUUGAAGACAGCAGGUCGUCCUUAGCCACAGAUCGCAGGGAGUGUGAAGUGCCGAGGGCUCAGGGCAAGAUUAAGAUGCUGGAAGAGAAACUCGCAGGCAAGCAGGAGGCUGUUGACCUGCUGAGUCAGCAGGAAUUAGAGAUGGCAGUCCAGGAAAGAGACAAAAUCAUCGUCCAGCUGACCAGUACCCUUCAGCAGGAGAGGCAGAAUCACGCCCAUGAUCAGCAGGAAGCGCUACUCCUGGCCAGUCAGAUGCAUGAUUUGCAACAUCAGUUACAAGAGAAUAGCGAGCUUCUGAAGAGCAAGAUGCCAGCCAAAGGAAGGUCAUCUCGGCCCCGGCCCCCAGCGGCAUCCCCUCUGCAGUCCCCACCAGAGCCACACACCCCUAUGCAGAAUAUCCAAGAUAAAGAGAAUAAGUUUGCCCAGACGGAAGAACAUUUGGAAAGUGCCAUUCAGGAGCUGGCCCAGGUGAUUGAAGAGAAGGAAGGGACAGUCAGCAGUCUCUGGGACCAGUUAAGCCUUGAUGAGGCCGUAGCUUCAUUACAAUGUGCUCUUUCAGUGAAAGACUCAGAAAUCAAAGAGUUAAAACAGGAAAAGCGAGACUGUGUUGAGAAGUCCCAGGUGCAUCCCCAAAAGGAGGUUUGGAGGCCACUGCAGGAUCUGAGGUGGGAUAUGUUAGAAGAGAAGCCUCAGCUGGAGGUCACAGAAGUGGGAAAGACUUGUGGAGAUGCAGUGGAUGAGAAACACAGGAAAGGAGGCAAGCCCACGAGGCCAGAAGCCCCGCCAGUGACAGGCCCAAGAGACAGGCAGCCACAGAGCCUCGGUGGAAUUAACGUCAAUUUAAAGGGUCAACUCCAAGAGUCAGAUCCGCGUAGAAAUGGCUUGUGUGCCAUUCCAGAGAGCCAGAUGGCAGCCUUUCAGAAGGAAAGAGAUGAGACUGAGUGGAAUGAGAAAGGUAUGCCAAAGGAUCUUAAAAGAAAGCCUUCUUCCACAGAGAUACACUCAGAGGAAUCUUGGGACACCAAUGGUGAUGAGGGAAACUGGGGUGAGGAAGUACAAAAACUUAGCUCCCACAUCCAAGGACUGAAUGGGAAGUUGCUGCAAGAACCUGAGAACAGCCGAGUCCUGCUUCUGGAGCCUGUAGAGGACGUCACUGCCUGGGACACGAAAUCAGGACCGUCAGAACAGGAGGAAAGAGGGUCACAGGGUGUUGUGGAUGCCCAGAAAGCUGAACUUGAGAGGGUUCAAAGUCAGCUGUGCCUCCAGCCAGGAGAGCCACUCUGCCUUGAGUUGGAGUAUCAAACUAUUCUCAAAAGGUGCAGUGUAGGAUCUGAAGAAGAAGAAGAGCAAAGUUUAAGACUUGGCGUGAGUGAGGAUGACACACUCGUUGAAGCUGGCACCAUCGAUGGGGAAACCUCAGGGGAGGGGCUGAUGAUGGAAGGAGCUGGAGACCUGAUGGAGAAAUACCUGGUCUGCACUGAACGAGACCAUUUGAAUGCGUCUGAGACACCGGAAUAUUUUGAUAUAGAAACUGCUUUACAGACUAAAUCUGAGAGAGGGAGUCUGGGCUUCCCAUCAGGUGAGUGGAUUAGUGGCUUUGGUGAGAAAAGGGAUUUCAAUGUUUUGUCAGAAGGAAAUUCUGCUCAAGUAGAAUCACUUGCUGACCCAGUGACGAAUGUCUUCUCUCAAGGAGACUUAAGUGAAAUCUAUGAGGUAAUGGAUGAAGAUAAGAUUUACCUGAUGCAUAGGUGUGUGAAGUUUAAUCAGCUACUUGGGGAAAAGGAAUUGGCACUCAAGAAUUUCUCCCCAGAAGAUCAAAGAGGCUGAAGAGAGAUGGUGGGAGGGUGGACACAGCCUUUCAGUUGGACCGGACCCAGAAAAGAGAAGCUCAUUGUCUUGUGAUGAGAUCCUCCAAAGGCUGGAGGAAGAGGGUGAACAUCAGAUUGAACCUGGGGCUGCAGCUGGUAGCAUCACAGACUUACGAGGCUCAUUUUCAGCAGCUCCCCAGGCUCUUCUCUGGCCUGGGAUGGAUGAGGUCUUCCAGGAGGAAAUGGAGAGGCGAGCAGGGAAAUUGGCCUCCAACUCGAUGCAUCUUGAAACUCUGCAUAGUCAGGAGGCACUGCAAGGCCAGCAUCCGGGUCAGAAAACCACCCUGGAAGAGGCUCUGCUGCAGGAGCUGGAGACCCUGAAGGACGAGAUCGCCAUCAAGGAAAAGCUGUUUACACAAAUGGUUGAAGAAGAAAAUGCUCUGGAAAAAAGUUUUUCUAAAGAUCGGGAAAAUCUUGAGGAAAACAUACUUGAACUUACUGAGAAAAUAAAAUGCUUGCAAAAAGGACAGGGGCAUGAAAAAAAGAGAAUUUGUUGGACAAUCUGAAUUUGCUCCUUCAGAGAGCCAGAAACUUGAUGCUGAAAUAAAGGCAAAAGAACCAGAUUGCACACGAACAGAAAAUAACCCAGCUCAGCCAAUGAUUUCCUUGAAGAAUGCUCAGGGAGAGCUGGGGUGGUGGCUCCAGGACACGGCGCAUAAAGCCGCCCGGGUUCUGGAGGACAUCCGUUCUGUGCUGAGCAGCCGCUAUGAGAAACGGGUGUGUCAGAUGCAGCAUCAGCAUGAGGCUGAGAGAGCCCAGCUGAGGCGGAGCACCAGAAAGAGGUGGAGAAUAUAAGUGAACAGAUGAAAGAAAAGCUGGCCAGGCAGCAGCGCCAGUGGGAGGAAGAGCGGAAAGAACAGAUUGGCA